Molecule: messenger RNA, 5201 nt
Organism: Crotalus tigris (Tiger rattlesnake)
Lineage: Eukaryota; Metazoa; Chordata; Lepidosauria; Squamata; Viperidae
Gene: BCHE
Product: butyrylcholinesterase
Exons: 4
Coding region: 247-2145 (632 amino acids)
Biological process (GO): acetylcholine catabolic process; choline metabolic process
Cellular component (GO): plasma membrane
Molecular function (GO): acetylcholinesterase activity
Source: RefSeq, a predicted model, not a curated record
UUGGCUAUUGAAAAAAUAACGGAAAGUUCAUUCACACAGAGGUUGUCUGGCCUUUUUGGCAAUUUACAUCAUCACCAUCAUCAUCAUAUCAUCAUCAUCAUCAUUUUAGCCAUUGUCUAUCCACUGCAGAAUGAAGGCUUCUACUGCACGUUUCCAACCAAUACAAUCCUGAGCUUUAUUUUGCCAAAUAUUAAUAGACCUAAUAUCCCUGUAAAAAUUUAUAGUGUAAUUAUACAUGAUAAAUGGAUGCAAUCUUUUUCUCACUAUGUAGCAACUGCACUUGGUAGAUGGGGUCUUGAGGAUAAGCCUUACAGCAAAACAGAUGAAUUCAUAAUGCAUACCAAUGGGAUGUGCAGCCUCACAAAAGUUACCAUGUGGCUUCUGUUGUUCUGUAUGUUUGUCAAGAAUGUGUUCCCUACUGGAGAUGACACCAUCAUUGCUACUAAGAAUGGAAUGGUCAAAGGUAUUCAUUUACCUGUGCUUGGUGGAACAGUAACUGCAUUUCUUGGGAUUCCUUUUGCAACACCACCAAUUGGUAGUCUACGUUUCAAAAAGCCACAACCUCGAGAACAAUGGAAAGGAACUUGGGAUGCCACUAAGUAUCCCAAUUCUUGUUUUCAACUCCCAGAUAAUACUUUCCCUGGCUUUGAAGGAUCAGAGAUGUGGAAUCCAAACACAAAGCUUAGUGAAGACUGCCUUUAUCUCAAUGUAUGGGUUCCUUCUCCCAAGCCUAAAAAUGCAUCAGUCAUGGUAUGGAUUUAUGGAGGUGGCUUCCACAGCGGGACAUCUUCACUCUCUGUUUAUGAUGGCAAGUUUCUAGCUCAAGUGGAAAGAGUCAUUGUUGUGUCAAUGAACUAUAGAUUAGGGCCUUUUGGAUUCUUAGCUUUGCCAGGAAAUAAAGAUGCACCAGGAAAUGUAGGUUUGUUUGAUCAAAGGCUAGCACUUCAAUGGAUCCAUGACAACAUAGGAGCCUUUGGAGGUAAUUCUAAAAGUGUGACCUUGUUUGGAGAAAGUGCAGGAGCAGGGUCUGUAAGCUUCCAUCUUCUUUCUCCUCAAAGCUAUCCUCUCUUCACUAGGGCCAUCAUGCAAAGUGGAUCUGGGAAUGCUCCUUGGGGUACAAUUUUAUCAUCUGAAGCAAGAAGAAGAACUUUAAUUCUAGCUGAACUCCUCCACUGUACUGGCAAAAAUGAAACUGAGAUCAUUUUUUGUCUUCAAAACAAAGAUCCCAAAAUUAUAUUGGAGAAAGGAGGAGAUAUUUUAAUAUACACUGGUCUCAUAAAUCUGCAUUUUUGUCCCAUAGUUGAUGGUGACUUUCUUGCUGAUAUGCCAGAAAUAUUGCUGAAAAAUGGACAGUUUAAACAAACACAGAUCUUGAUAGGAGUAAACAAAGAUGAGGGUACAACUAUUCUUGUGUAUGGUGCUCCUGGCUUUAGCAAAGAUAACAACAGUGUUAUCAACGAAACAGAAUUCCAGGCAGGUUUGAAAGUUGCCUUUCCACAAUUAAAUGAAAUUGGAUUGGAAUCUAUUGCUUUUCACUACACAGACUGGGAAGAUGAGAAGAGUAUUUUCAAUUAUCGUGAUGCCAUGGAUGAUAUCGUUGGGGAUUACUAUUUCAUAUGCCCUGCAGUAGAGUUCAUAAAACAGUUUGCCUUGGCAGGGAACAAUGCUUUUUUUUAUUUCUUCGAGCACAGAUCUUCAAAACUUGCUUGGCCAGACUGGAUGGGAGUUCCACAUGGUUAUGAAAUUGAGUUUGUAUUUGGAUUACCUCUAGAGCAAAGAGUUAAUUAUACUAAAGCAGAGGAAGCAUUGAGCAGAUCUAUACUGAAGUACUGGGCAAAUUUUGCAAAAACUGGAACACCCAAUGGAAGUCAGAUUAAUGGGAUAAGAUGGCCAAUCUUCACAACCAAUGAACAAAACUACUUAGCAUUAAGCACAAAUGCUGCAGAGAUUCAAACAAAAUUGCGUGCUCAGACGUGUAGAUUCUGGAACAUCCUUUUUCCUAAGGUUCUGGAGAUGACAGAAAAUAUUGAUGAAGCAGAACAAAAGUGGAAAGCAGGAUUCCUUCGCUGGAACAAUUACAUGAUGGACUGGAAAAAUCAAUUUAAUGAUUACACUAGUAAUAGGCAAAGCUGCACAGGUCUCUAAUUAAAAGUUUCAGCUUUUCUGGAAUGCUUGUACUGUCAAAGAUCAAGGCAAACAUGGAGACAGUUAAUGUAGCAUAUCUAGCAAUAAGGCAUAUUAGGCAGGCUCAGUGACCCAUUACAAAUAUACCAUUCUUCCAGGCCCAUUUCUAUUUAUAUCAAUAAUUGUUAUGAAAGGACUUCCACCUUUUGAAGCAUCAGGAAAUGUAAAAUAGGCUUGAAGCAAUUAAAGCCAGAGGAUGAUUGAUGUUGAUAUAAUGGCCCCAAUCCGAUAGUAAAUUAUACUCUUUUUCUUUUAAAACAAGCUGGUUGUGCUAGCUAUGAGUGAUGAUAUUGUUACAUAUUGGAAUAUGCAACUCACUUAAGAAGAAGCUUCAAAGGUUAAAUCUUCUUUGGCCAUUUGGCAAAUGGAAUUGUGUACCUUCCAGGAAGGUGCAUACUAGCCCAUUCUAUACCCACUUAUUUUCAGAAAUAUCUGAAAAUAAGCUUUGACUGAAUGUGGUAAGAAUGUGGUCAAGACCCAGGCUUCAGAAUAUGGUGAGCACUGAAAGUCUUUACAAACUUUUGCUUCAACACAGAAAGAUAAGUAGAAGAAGGGGAAUAUGACCCAUUGCUCCACCAUAACGAGCUUUUCUAAAUGCUUGCCAAAAAAAAAAAAAAAAACCUUCAUUUGACAGCUUCCACAAUCUUUCCAUUUACCCAACAUGACUGUCACUAAUGGAAGCUGACACCUGAAACAUAUAAAAGUGAUCAGGUUCCAUAUCCCUAGACUACAUCCUCGUUUAGGUCUGAAUUCAGAUAUGUAGCUGAAUGCACACCUCAGUUAUGCGGCAAUAUAAUUAUGCAACUAUAAUAACCAGAUUGGGGUAAUACUGUCCAAACAAGAAUUUUCAAUGCAAUGACAAUCACAACUGCUUUUUCCUUUAGCACACCAUAGAAAUACCAGCAGCAUAAUAGCAAACCCUUCAUUUCCAACACAGUGUCAUGGCAUUUUAAUCUUGUUUCAGUUUUAGUAUAAUAUUAUGAGAAAGAAAAAGUCCUUCCAGGACUUUUGUCCUCCAUGGUGACAAUAAUCACAGAAGACAACAAUAUGCAGUACAAUAAUUGCAAAUGUUUACUCACUCAAAGCUUCAAUACACUUGGUCCUUUAAUAUAUUUUUCAGUUCUGGUACAACUAAUUAGCAGUAUGCUCUGCUGAUCAACAGUUUUCCUGACUAAUUUAAGCAGAGAUUAUUAAUAUAAAAAUCUAAAUCUGUAAUCAAAUACCCAAAGUUGUCUUUUACCAUCUUGAUUCCAAAAGAUUUCCCAAUAUGAAAAAGGUGCCAAAAGGAAUAGCAGCAAACAAUAACAAACAGGAUAGUAAACUGAAGAAUUAAGAAAUGCUCAAACUAACACAUUGACACACCAUCACAUAUAACUAGACCCUCUUUUCUACUUUUUAACCUGAAGUGUUGGACUCUGGCUUUUCUAUCAGUCUUGUCAUGGUAUCUUAUUAAAAUUUAGAAGGAGGUUUGUGGGAUCCAGUUGCUUGGGGACAAGUCCUCAAUAUGGAACUUUAGAUCCUCACUUAGGGUAUUUCUUUUUAUUCAUCAGCCAUAUGUGAUUCCUUCCAACAUAUAUCAAACCUUUGGUAUCCUGCAUGACGUUGUACUUUAUCACUUUUUAUUGAUAAAAUCAUGCUUCCAGAUGGACUGUAUAGAUCAUUAACCCUGAUUAUUUUUCUGGUAACUGGAAAAGAUGAGUGCUGAGUGUGCUUGUAAAGAUGUGAUGCUCCAUGCAAGCAUGGAUUUUCUCUGGAUCAGAUAACCUUUGGCUUCUGCAUCUCCAAACAUGCUUCCCACAGUUACUAGGAAAUGUUGUUAGGAAGUAUCCCCAACUUUACAAGAAAAAAAGCUUUGACAUCAAAGAGAGUUUAAGAGUUGUUAAAUAUCUUGCUUCAAUGAAAGAGAAACAUUCCAAAGAUCAAACCUUCAUUCACAAAUUACACUAGUUUUCCCUAUAGGAGUCAGAGAAGAACAGAAUGGUUUCCUUGAGAUGGUUCAAGUGCCAUACUACAAUGUGAAACAUUUUUUUCCUGUAAUCCCAUUUCUCCUGGGCAUGUGAUGAAAAUGUUUAUCUGUAGUUCUCAUUUGCAGAAUGCUUUGCAAUUCUCCAAUUUAUUUGUUCUUGUAACAUCCCUGUGUAGCAGUUCAGCAUUGUUCUUAGUAUACAAUUUAUUAACAGCACACUCUCGUACAGGUUUGUUCACAGAUUUAUUCCUCUGAGUACAAUGAGACUUAUUCCCAAACACAUUAAUUAGACAUGCAAUAAAAUAAACUUUAGAACUGGCUUCUCGUCGGGAUUUUUAAAUUGCCUCUUGCUCUAUAGGUAACAUGAGUGAUGCUAUGUAAAAGGAAUUAGCAGGGUUGGGAAACUGCUGAAAGAGAAGAACACUUAAAACACACACACACACUGUGAUUUUUAAAUUAAAUAUUUUUACUGCACUCACACACACACACACACACACACACACACACACACACGCAGUAAAAAUAUUUAAUUUGAAAAUCCAGUGCAAAGAGAUCUGAUUGAAUUAUCCCUUUACAUGAAAUUGUCAAUUCUAAUUUUAGAAUCAAUUUGACAUUUGAAAUUGAAUUGGAUGCUUUUGAACCAAUUCAGUGGUUUAAGGCAGGGGUCCCCAACCCCUGAUCUGUGGAUUGGUACCGGGCCACAGCAUGCCAGCAACAUGGUCCGCACAAGCAAGCAAAUUCUCAUCUGUAGGAUGCAGGCAGCACACAAAAUCACAUUCUCUGGUCCGUGGAAAAACCUUUCUCCAUGGAACCGGUCCUUGGUGCCCAAAAGGUUGGAGACCUCUGGUUUAAGGCAUGCUUGAGUAUUCACAAACCCACAUUUUUUUCUGAAUUGGAUUCAUGACCUACAUCAAAUAGAUAUGAUUGGAUAAUUCACAUAUCAUCAAGGGUGACUACAAUUUUAUUUUUCAACACAAACUUAACUUCUGGUGAUUUCAUGGACCUGUCCAAGAGCUUUCUUGACAAUAGAAUAAAAGUUGCUUGUUAUUGU